UAGUAAUCACACUCAUCGUUGUUUCUGAACUCGUUUCCUGUCCUUCAUUCUUAGAGCUCAAAGAGUUCUCUCGGCAAAGUUCGUUUUUCUCCGCGUGUUUGGAAAACACACCGCGCGUCUAUCCCUCUGACGUCCCCGGCGCCAGAUCCCUUCUCCUCUUCCUUCAAUAUCAACAGACCCUCUUCCACCCUCCGUCACCCCUCCUUGUCGUCAACACGCGGCACUUCACAUCCUCCAUCGAUUCACCCUCACAUACUUUAUCCGGGUUCUACGCGAGACCUCCCCUGCGUUCGAAUCACCGCCCAAAUCUCAGCCUCCGCCGUAUCUCCCACUCCAGACAACCGAAAUACGGCCCUUCCGAGCCUGCCCAUCCCUUCCGUUCCCUGAAAUCUGCAUGUCUCGAUUAGUCUGGGGCUGAACAACGUCUUCUUAGCAUUCCCAGUCCGGGAGACCAAACAUUUACCAUUGUUCAGUCUCCUUGCCUUGGACCUGCUGAUGACGGACUUCCAGCUACCACAGGAAGAACCCUACAUGCCAGUAUCCCUCCGCUCUCUCCAAUAUGGCGGGUCCGUACGAAGAGCCGCGACAAGGUAACCCUGGCUCUGCAAGAUAUCCUACAGGUCCACAAUGGUCGCCCAACGACUUGGUUCAGAGCCCUCCUCCAAACGGCACUCACCCUAGCAACCCUUAUUCACACCAGAGCCAAAGCAAUGGAAAUCCCAACGAUACCCAGUACGAUAGUGAUGCAAGAUAUUCUUCAGACAGCAGAACAGGCAGGAAGCGGUCGCAAGGAGGCCCAGGCCAGGGCGAGAGGAGCAGAUCAAGAACCAACGGCAGCAAUGGAAGGUCGUCCAACAGCGGCACGCGCACCUGCAAGAAGUGCGGUGAGUCGUUGACUGGACAAUUUGUGCGCGCCCUGGGAGGCACUUUUCAUCUUGACUGCUUCAAAUGCGCCGACUGCGGUCAGAUCGUUGCUUCAAAAUUCUUCCCUGUCGACGCCGAGGAUGGCUCCGGGCAAUUCCCGCUUUGUGAAACCGACUACUUUCGACGCUUGGAUCUACUAUGCUUUGAUUGUGGUGGUGCCCUGCGAGGCUCAUACAUUACAGCACUUGAUCGAAAAUAUCACAUCGAGCAUUUUACCUGUUCGGUGUGUCCCACAGUGUUCGGUGCCCAGGACAGUUAUUAUGAGCACGAUGGGAAGGUAUAUUGCCACUACCAUUACUCGACCCAAUUCGCUCAGAGAUGCAAUGGUUGUCAAACCGCCAUUCUGAAACAAUUUGUCGAAAUCUUCCGCAACGGCCAGAAUCAACAUUGGCAUCCCGAAUGCUACAUGAUUCAUAAAUUCUGGAAUGUCCGGCUCUCUCAAAGUAGCCAAGUACCAGAACAACUCGACAUUAAUGCCCCCGUCUCUGUUGACCAGAGAGAGGUCAUCAAAGAAGAUGAGGAGAAGAUGGAAGAAAAAGUAUAUCGAAUCUGGAGCACAUUAUCUACCUUUGAAGAGUCUUCAGCCUCGUGCAUCUCUGACAUGCUUCUUCAUGUCAGCAACGGUGUCUAUAUCGAUGGCGUAAUCGUCGCUCGAAAGUUCAUUUGGCAUGUCGACAUUCUCUUCGGCGCCAUCGACACUUUGGCCAGUCUGGUGCUUGAUGCCAACCUCAAAGAGCUUGCGUACGGUCGAGAAGCUAAGCUGCUGUGCAAAAAGGUUGUCGCUUUCUUCACACUUCUGUCUAAGACACAGGAGACCGGUGUAAGAAAGCUUGGGGUCACACAAGAAUUGUUGUCUUUAGUGACUGGCCUUGCUCACUACCUCAAGCUUCUCAUACGGAUCGGCCUCCAAGGCGCACUCAAGCUAGAACGGGAACGGGGAUCUUCAGAAGGUCUGCACGCUUUUCUCGACGAACUAGCAGACCUCGAAACCAUUAAGGAGCAAGAAAUGAAAUCUCUCGAUCUCUCAGACAGCGUUGCAGGACUGGCGAAUCAGGAGUCAGAUUGUUGCGCGCAAUGUUAUGAACCGAUUGAUGAUGCAUGCGUGAUGUUCUAUGGACGCAGAUGGCACGCGAAGCCUUCACAUCUUGCAUGCAACGCAUGUCAACGUGACCUGAUCCCAGAGCUACCCAAUGCAUUGUACAGCGAGCGCGAAGAAAAGGCCUACUGUAUGGAACAUGGACGUCGUUCUCAGGACGCCGCCACUGGGUUCUCACCCGUCACCAAAUUACAGCAAUAUGUCUUUUUGUUGCGGGUCGCCCUGGCACGUCUUCUCGAGGUUCUCAAAUCUGGUGGCACACUGCCGCAUACUUCUGAUGACCCAAACCUAACUCCUUAUAACACAACAGAGGGACAUAGAGUAUCCCCAGCUGGUGAUCAGAUGUCACCACAUCAUGUGAUGGGCUCAAGGUCACGUUCGUAUGCUGGUACGUCGAGCCAACAAGAAUCCUCUCUCGAACAGACUGUGGGAGAGAUGAAACGGCUCAGAUCGACGCGCAAUGAGCGCACCUUAUCAACCACAUUCAAGAAAGCUCGCGAAUCUACUGUGCUCUAUGGUUCCGGGGGCACACGUCCAGCUUCCUCGGAAGGCCAAGACAACAGAAAUCGCGGCGGAUUCCAGAUUGUGGAGGAGCGAGAUCUUGACGGACGAGUGAGGCCUGAACUCACUUUUGGCAACCAAGACGGUCUGACUCUCGAUGACAUCCCUCGAAUUGUAGCAGCCGAGCAAGCAAAGGAGCAAAGACCAAAUGCUUUCCGUCAUGCCGGCACCAACCUUAUCGGCCAUCGUGGCAACGAGCCAAGAUUAAUCAACGGGCAUUCGCGGGUCACCUCUGGGGGCAACGACUUUUUGGCCGGUGAGCCUAGUCCCUUGCGCACGAAGCGAUUCUUUUCCGAGCUGUCAGCCUUGGAAUACUUCAUCGUCCGUCAUGUCGCUGUACUCUCAAUGCAACCACUGUUAGAAGGUGAGUAUACCUUGGAAGACUUACUGGGCUUGAUUGAGACAAGAAAGCCCACUUUCUGGGGUAAAGUCAGUCGGGCGCUUCGAAACGACGGCAAAUCGAAAAAGAAGGGGAUCUUUGGGAUUCCACUUGAGACACUAGUCGAACGUGAGGGUGCUGAAUCUACAAAUGGCGUCGGACCAGGAGCACUCAGAGUACCCGCGAUCGUGGACGACUGUAUCUCGGCAAUGAAACAGAUGGAUAUGUCUGUGGAAGGAGUCUUUCGCAAGAACGGCAACAUCAAGCGGCUCAGAGAAUGUGCAGAGGCAAUCGACUCGAAUCAGUCUCCGGAUCUGAGUCGUGAUAACCCUGUCCAGGUGGCGGCAUUGCUGAAAAAGUUCCUGAGAGAGAUGCCCGAGCCUCUCCUGACUUUCAAAUUACAAAAAUUAUUCAUUGCUUCACAGAGAAUCGCCAAUGAUGAGCGCCGCAGAAGAGUUCUCCAUUUGACAUGUUGUCUCAUGCCAAAGAGUCAUCGAGAUACGAUGGAAGUUUUAUUCGCGUUCCUCAAAUGGGCGUCCUCGUUUUCCCAGGUGGAUGAGGAGUCUGGAAGUAAGAUGGACAUUCACAAUCUCGCUACAGUCAUGGCUCCCAACAUUCUUUACGCCAAAGAAAAAGCACCAAAUGCAAAACAGCCCCUCCCGCAGGUGGAUGAAAGCUUCCUUGCGAUCGAAGCAGUAGAUCUGUUGAUUGAAUUCAAUGACUAUUUCUGCCAGGUACCCGAAGACUUGCAAUCAAUCUUGACUGAUACAGGGUUACACAACGGCCCCGCCGAGCUUACAACGAAAGAGAUCCUCUCUAGAUAUGGGCAUAUUGCUAAAGGCCAGAUACAGAAGCAGCCUGUCCAAGGAGCGGAUGCCCCCGUUCACAGUCCGUCCUCGGCGACCAAUUCAAUCGGGGGCCCCGUUGCUACCAGGGUUGAUAUGGAUCCAUAUCAAGCCAAUGCAUGGCAGAAGCAAAGUUCCGUCAGACCUGUCCACCCUCAGAAUUUGGCUGGGCCUCAAACGGAGUUCAAUUUCAGCGCACCAAAUAGCCCUUACGCCAGAAACCGGGCCGGGAGCUCGGGCAGUGCUGGAAGCCAAAGCGGGACACCUGGCGGACGACAGAGUUAUCAACACAAACCCGGUCAAAUGGGCAUUGCCAGUUAAUAUGUCAUGACCUCUGACCGAGACGCGAGGCUCAUCUCAAGCACCACAGUGGGCGUUUAAUAGCAUCGCAAUCCCCCGGAUUAGGGCUACACCCCGGCAAGGUGUACGACGCACUGCACAUGUCUCUGGAUAGCCGAAAAAUCAUCUCUUGCGAGGGCUUUCACAACCCAUACGAUAUGAGCUUAUGACCAUCCCAAAAAACUUUACUUUUCUCAUUUGUCUCAUGCUGGACAUUUCUCGAGGCCUUCAAAUGCCUCUUUUCCCUUCUUCGACGAUCUUUGUCAGCCGAUCGUGGCCGGACUCACCAUGCUUGUGGACCACCCGAGGAUUUCGCCACGUUUGUCAUGGCUCGUGCUUUGACCAUCUAGGUCGCAACACAUGCGCAGAGGCAUUGACACCACUCAGGGGCCAAUCACUUAGUUCCCGGCAUGAAUUUCUUCUUCUAAAUCAGCAUUAACCAAGCCAUCAUCGUCUUGUCUUGGGCGGUUUACUACAGUAACGCGAAAGCUCUACCACGGUCACACGGUCACUUUUGUGGCAUGGCUGCUGCCGAUCUUGAGAUCGAUCCUCCAACGGCUGCUAUCUGCUGGGCGAAAUGUUGGAUAUAAGACCAUGUUGUGCACAGAUUGCAUGGAACUCGAGCAAAAAAAUAGCGGUGAAGGAGAGAGAAAGGGGGAGAGAAUUCGAUGACGAUCACGGAUGGAUGCAAAGUGACAUGAGAAUUGGGUGAGAGGAUGGAAAACAUUCAGCCUGUGCGUGUAUAUGAGCAGUGGUGGACGAGUUGGCUUCGUACCCCUACCUCUCGAGCAAUGCUGCCACAUUUCUCUCUUCAAGUUCUUUCCAAUCCUCAGAUAUGCCGAGAUUGAGAUUGACACGGUCAAGGUCGUCAGGACGGCAUUCGCAGUUGUAGGAACGGCAUGACCGAUUUGCACUCGAUGCCCGUGGGGUGACCAUGUUGAUGGCAGGGCUGCGUCUCACCGAUCGAGCCUAUGAGGAGAGGAUGACACUUUUUGUGUCGGGAUUGUGCUGUACUGUAGAAAGUGCAAAAGGGGCCAACUUGGUAGUCGCAAAGGCAGUUCAGUCAGUGAUGGCCGAAUCAUAAGUGAUUGAUCGCAUUCCAGUAAGAAUUUAUCAAGGUGUAUGGAGGUAGACGAGUCAGCCUGACAUUUUGAUGCGCCGACAAUGCAACUACCUGUUUGAAC
Exophiala mesophila is the source of this 5328-nucleotide messenger RNA. RefSeq lists its product as uncharacterized. NCBI's taxonomy places the organism in Eukaryota, Fungi, Ascomycota, Eurotiomycetes, Chaetothyriales, Herpotrichiellaceae. Gene Ontology annotation, biological process: signal transduction; actin cytoskeleton organization. Bases 560 to 4126 code for a protein of 1188 amino acids. The transcript has 2 exons. Gene Ontology annotation, cellular component: cytoplasm. The record is from RefSeq and is a predicted model, not a curated record.